AUGCCUCUCGCCAAACCCAUGCAACUGAAGAAUUCUUCUCAUCAUCAACCGCAUGAUCAUAAUCGGUACCAGGUUAUUAAUGAGGUGAGCCGUGGAUCGUAUGGCGUGGUGUACCGCGCUUGGGAUAUGGAGACCGGCGAAAUCGUGGCGAUCAAGCACGUGUUGAAGGGUUCGAGCCGGCGUGAAAUCAAAAUCCUGCAGUCGCUGCCUCGCCACCGUUUGAUCGUGGAGUUGAAGAAAGUGACGGUGGAUGAGCGCGGGAAAGUUCGUGUUGUGAUGGAGUUUGUGCCGAAGGAUCUCAGCAGGGUGAUCGCGGCCAGAAAGGAGCCAUUCACGGUGCUCCAACUCAAGGUCAUGAUAUGCCGGAUACUAAAGGGGGUCCGUUUUCUGCAUGAGAACGGUGUGAUUCAUCGGGAUUUGAAGCCCGCCAACAUUCUCAUCAACGAAAAGGAUCGGAUCAAGAUUUGUGAUUUUGGGCUUUCGCGGUGGGAGAAUGAGUCGGGAUCGUACUCACCCGGUGUGGGGACGCAGUGGUACAAAGCGCCGGAGCUUCUAAUGGGAGAGAUGAAGUACACGAGUGCGAUAGAUAUGUGGGCGGUGGGAUGCAUAAUGGCGGAACUGGUGAUGUUGAAGGUGCUUUUCCAGGGGGAUUCCGAGAUUGAGCAGCUUGGAAUGAUUCAGUGCUACUCCACCGAAACUGCUAUGCGAAGCAUGCUCUAUGCUUCUUCGCCGGUGCUUGGACUUAAUGCUGCUGCACUUGAUCUGCUCUGCAGCCUUCUUGCUUUCGAUCCCAACGACAGGAUCACUGCCAAUGAUGCUCUCAAACACCCCUGGUUUCUAGAGUUCUGA
Messenger RNA from Salvia splendens (bonfire salvia), 849 nucleotides. RefSeq names its product cell division control protein 2 homolog 3-like. The transcript has a single exon. Gene Ontology annotation, molecular function: protein serine/threonine kinase activity; ATP binding. Lineage: Eukaryota; Viridiplantae; Streptophyta; Magnoliopsida; Lamiales; Lamiaceae. Gene Ontology annotation, cellular component: nucleus. Gene Ontology annotation, biological process: regulation of mitotic cell cycle; protein phosphorylation. The record is from RefSeq and is a predicted model, not a curated record. The coding region runs from base 1 to 849 and encodes 282 amino acids.